This is a messenger RNA of Dipodomys ordii (Ord's kangaroo rat), 831 nucleotides long. RefSeq names its product outer dense fiber of sperm tails 3-like 1 (gene Cimap1c). Bases 1 to 831 code for a protein of 276 amino acids. The transcript has 4 exons. NCBI's taxonomy places the organism in Eukaryota, Metazoa, Chordata, Mammalia, Rodentia, Heteromyidae. Gene Ontology annotation, cellular component: cytoskeleton. The record is from RefSeq and is a predicted model, not a curated record.
AUGAAGCAGCCCAAAGGGGCGGCGAACACCGUGUUCUACGGGCAGCAGCCGGAGGAGAAGGUCCAGCCUCCGUCCUGGAAGGAGUUCAAGCAGAUCCCCAUACUCCUGGCUAACCUCAAAGGUCCCAGCCCCGCCAAGUACCUGCAGCCGUCCUGCACUGGCUACAUCGGCCAUGACUGCACCAUGUUCCAGGAGCCCGUGUUCACCAUACAUGGUUUGCACACUGACAAACGAAUCAGAGACGUGUGCAGCCCAGGACCUCACUGCUAUUACCCGGAUCCCAAAGUCACCCGGUGCGGAGUGUGCAGCUGUCCCCAGGUCCGGAUGGAGGAGCGCAUCUGUAACCCGCGAGUGGCCCCCAACCUGGGACCCGGCCACUACAGCCCUGAGAAGGUGCCACCCCCCCUGGAGCGCACAGCCCCCCAGUUCACGUUUGGGUACAGAUGGCCCUACCGUGUGAUGGACCCUAACCCGGCCCCCAACCGGUACGACCUGCCCACUUGCCUCGGGCCGGGCAGCCCGGUGUUCCGCACGGCCCCCUGCUUCAGCCUGGCCUCCCGGCUCAACAACUGGUUCUAUAAGGAGAACAUGGCGGGCGGCCCGGGCCCGGCCACCUACCCCCGGCCCUCGCCAGCGACCAGUCAGAGCCGGGGCCCGGCCUACAGCAUGGGCCAACGCUGCUCCUACCCCGUGGACCACACGCCGCGGCCCGGGCCUGGCGCCCACGACGCGCACAAAGUGACCGUGCACAAGCCACGCGCGCCCGCCUUCUCCAUGACCAGCAGACACACCGCUCACCUGUGCCCGCUCAUCACCGACAUCCGGGACUGA